Molecule: messenger RNA, 309 nt
Organism: Saxophila tyrrhenica
Lineage: Eukaryota; Fungi; Ascomycota; Dothideomycetes; Mycosphaerellales; Extremaceae
Gene: ATP16
Product: delta subunit of the central stalk of mitochondrial F1F0 ATP synthase, atp16
Exons: 4
Coding region: 1-309 (102 amino acids)
Biological process (GO): proton motive force-driven ATP synthesis
Molecular function (GO): proton-transporting ATP synthase activity, rotational mechanism
Source: RefSeq, a predicted model, not a curated record
AUGGGUAUCCUCGCUCAGCACGUUCCGUCCAUCGAGCAGUUGAAGCCGGGUCUUGUGGAGAUCAUUGAGGAGGCUGGUGGGAGCAAGCAAUUCUUCUUGUCCGGCGGCUUUGCAACAGUGCAACCAGGCUCCGUCCUCAGCAUCAACGCUGUCGAAGGCUACCCACUCGAGGACUUUAGCGCAGAGGCGGUGCGAAACCAGAUCUCCGAGGCGCAGAAGAUUGCUGGUGGAAGCGGCAGCGAGCAGGAUAUUGCGGAGGCAAAGAUCGAGCUAGAGGUGCUGGAGAGCCUGCAAGCUUCCCUCAAAUAG